Molecule: messenger RNA, 1923 nt
Organism: Thermothielavioides terrestris NRRL 8126
Lineage: Eukaryota; Fungi; Ascomycota; Sordariomycetes; Sordariales; Chaetomiaceae
Exons: 2
Coding region: 141-1793 (550 amino acids)
Source: RefSeq, a predicted model, not a curated record
GCGGCGUGCAGCGGGGCUUCGGUUCCAUGCCCGUUUUCUCGAAGAGCCCGACUUCCGGAGCCGUGGAACGUUACAGGAGUCGUAGACGUCGCACGGGCCCGUCGCAGUCGCGCUUGUAGAGUGCUAUCUCAGAUGCGAGGAUGGCUACAGUAUCCCAAACAGCAACGGCUCUGACAUCGCCAGCUCACGUGUGGGAGGAUGCUCUGCCAACGGAGCCGGAGGCGCAUUAUGAGGACGACUUGCAGGCGGUAGACGAAGACCCUUCCAUCUCGGGCCGGCGUCCACUGGCGUCUCAGAACGGAAACUCGACCGUGCGUGGCGCCACGGGCCUGGAGCCUCUCUCCCCCGGCGAUAGCAACGAAGAAUCAGGCCCCGAUUCGAAAGCAAAGGGGCUCGAACCUGGCCACCUCCUGCAGCAUGAUCACAGGGAUCCGAAGCCACGGAGCGUGAAGGAACGUAGAGUCGCCGAAAGUUCACCGGGCCUUCACGGAGCCAUCAACGGGGAACGGCCGGAAGAUGGGCAUGCAAACAGAAAAGGACAGGGCAGCCUGUACCCGGACUCCGAUAGCGAUGAGAAUUCCAAGUGGAUCCACCGGGACAAGCUUGCCAGGAUAGAGAGCGAGGAACUGCAGGCCGCAGGGAUCUUCCUUCCGCGACAGAGAGACCGGGCGCGAUCGAAAAGCCAGAACAGGCCCAGACGAGACCAGAGCCAAGACAAGGUCAACGGCUCGGGCAGGUCUAUCGGAAGUUCUGAAUACACCGUCUCGAGAUCGAGGAAAAACUCGACGGCGACCACAUCAGAGACGAGGACUGUGGAUUCGGCAGCGAUCCCCAGCUGGGAUCUGAGGAGGCCCGAGGAGAUUCUCGAAGAAGCUGACGGGCAUUGGGUGCCGAAUGGCAGCGGCAAAGGCUCGUCGCGAAUACCCCUGGCGAAGGACAGUCCUGUCCCGAUACCAAGCGAGCACCUCGCGCGAGACACGCGCCUGGUGAGGAAACGGGAUAGCAGCCCCACCGCCGAGGACGGCAUCACGAACCCCAGGCAGCGCGCACGAAGCGGCAGCACCGGCAACUCGCUGACGAAGAUCUCGAGCGCGGGACCCGCCCCGCAUCCGAACAAACGAUCCGAUUCCUCGCCCAAGAAGCCCGCAGCGGCCGCAACCGCCCGAAAACCCAAGCCAGCCAACGGUGCCGCGGGGCGACCGAAGACGCGAGGAGGGCCGAGCAAGGAUUCGACGAGCAGCGGGACCGGGACCGGGACCCGGCCGUCCACGAGGUCGGGUGAGCGCGAGUUCUCGAGCAGCAACUCUAAACCAAUGGAAGGCGAGCCGCCGUGGAUGGUUUCCGCUUAUCGGCCGGACCCGCGCCUGCCUCCGGACCAGCAGUUGCUACCCACCGUGGCUAAGCGUCUGCAGCAGGAGAAGUGGGAGAGGGAGGGCAAGUUUGGGAGCGUUUACGACAAGGAGUUUAGGCCGCUCACGGACGAUGGCUUCCUGAAGCCCCCCGAGCCCGCCGCUGCUCCCGACAAGGAAUCCGCCAAGGAGGGCAAGGAUGAUCAGAAGGAGGAGCAAGGGGAUUGGCCGCUAAAACCGGAGGCCAAGAGCCCGACGCUGCCGGCGAGGGCAAAUUCGUACUCAACAAUGCCCAAAAUCACCGAUGCACCAGCCGCCAACCCGCUGCCGAGUCCCAGGGCGCCCUCACGCCAGGCUCAACAAACACAACCGAUUCGGCUGCCGGAACCCCCAGAUGAACCGGCGCAAAAGAAAGGGGGCUGCGGUUGCUGUAUCGUCAUGUGACACCGGCCUGUUGUUUCGGCAACAACGCCUUGCCUUCUUAUCAUUCGCACGGUCGCGUCGUCGUUUAGCCUCCGCCCUUAGACAUACCCGUUCCGAAACCCAGUCCGAUCACUGUUCUGGGGGACCAGCC